UUUAUUACUCUGCAGAUUGAAUGCGGUGAUAUAAAAUUAUUAAGCAAAUCGAUGACUAGCCCUCCCAAAAGAUGGAAAUAUAAUAAUGAAACUGCAAAAAGCAGCCAAUGCGAGAUGUAAUGCGACUGUGGGUUACCGAAGAACACCAACGUAUAAUGCCACUUCCCCCUUCUCUCAUUCGUUUCGUCUUCCACCCGGUAGCCUAGAUUUGCGCUCUCUCUCUCUCUCUCUCGCUGCUCUUUUUGUUCUUCUUUACAUUAUCAACAAGGGAAUUACCUUACAUUCUUUACUUUGAAGUGCACCUAUGGCUUCGCUUAGUGAUAUUGGACUUGCCUGUGCUAUCAACAUCCUCAGUGCAUUUGCUUUCUUCAUAGUAUUUGCUGUCCUCCGGAUUCAACCUUUCAAUGAUAGGGUCUACUUCCCGAAAUGGUACUUGAAGGGUUUAAGGUGCAGCCCAAUACGCACGGAUGCCUUUGUGAGCAAAUUUGUGAACUUGGAUUUCAGAUCGUAUCUGAGAUUCCUAAACUGGAUGCCUGAGGCAUUACGGAUGCCAGAACCUGAGCUAAUUGAUCAUGCUGGACUGGAUUCCGCUGUUUACCUGAGGAUCUACCUCAUUGGGCUGAAAAUUUUUGUUCCCAUAACCAUUCUUGCAUUUUCUGUCAUGGUUCCUGUCAAUUGGACCAAUGGCAGCCUGGAGCGUUCUAAAUUCUCCCACAGUAACAUAGACAAGCUUUCUAUCUCAAAUGUACCAAAUGGCUCACCCAGAUUCUGGACCCACUUGGUCAUGGCUUAUGCUUUCACUUUCUGGACGUGCUAUGUCUUGAAAAGGGAGUAUGAGAUUGUUGCAUUGAUGAGACUGCACUUUGUUGCUUCAGAACAUAGGCGGCCAGAUCAAUUCACGGUACUUGUUAGGAAUGUGCCACCUGACCCUGAUGAAUCAGUUUCUGAGCUUGUGGAACAUUUUUUUUUGGUCAACCAUCCAGAUCACUAUCUCACACAUCAGGUUGUGUACAAUGCAAACAAGCUCUCAAAAUUAGUUGAUGAAAAGAAAAAAUUGCAGAACUGGCUUGAUUACUAUCAACUUAAGUACACCAGAAAUCAAUCCCAAAGGCCUACCACAAAGACUGGAACUCUUGGUCUUUGCGGAAAGAGAAUGGAUGCAAUUGAUUUCUAUACUUCCAAAAUUGAAAAAAUUUCAAGAGAAAUAGCCCAGGAGAAAGAGAAUACUAUAAGCAGCUCUAAAUACGUCAUGCCCGCAUCUUUUGUUUCGUUCAAGACACGCUGGGGUGCGGCUGUUUGUGCACAAACCCAGCAAACCCGUAAUCCAACUGUAUGGUUGACAGAAUGGGCUCCAGAGCCACGUGAUAUCUAUUGGGCUAACCUAGCAAUUCCAUAUGUCUCCCUUUCUGUAAGGAGGCUUAUAAUUGCGGUUGCGUUCUUCUUUCUUACAUUCUUUUUCAUGAUUCCCAUUGCUCUUGUGCAAUCUCUAGCUAACAUUGAGGGAAUCGAGAAAGCCUUGCCCUUCUUAAAGCCCAUUAUCGAAGUGGCAGUGAUAAAAUCAUUCAUCCAGGGUUUCCUUCCUGGAAUUGCUUUGAAGAUAUUUCUCAUAUUUUUACCAACAAUAUUAAUGCUAAUGUCCAAAUUUGAAGGAUUUAUAAGCACAUCUACAAUGGAGAGGAGAUCGGCAACAAGAUAUUAUAUAUUUCAAUUUAUAAAUGUAUUUCUUGGGAGCAUAAUUACAGGAACUGCAUUUCAACAGCUCAAUAACUUUAUGCACCAGUCGGCAAACGAGAUUCCUAAGACAAUCGGCGUCUCAAUUCCGAUGAAGGCCACUUUCUUCAUAACUUACAUAAUGGUUGACGGUUGGGCUGGAGUAGCAGCAGAGAUACUAAGAUUGAAAGCCUUAAUAAUGUACCACUUGAAAAACUCGUUUCUGGUCAAGACUGAAAAGGACAGGGAGGAGGCAAUGGACCCGGGAACUCUUGGUUUCAACACAGGCGAACCUCAAAUUCAACUCUAUUUUUUGCUUGGCCUCGUGUAUGCUGUGGUGUCUCCAGUCCUUCUGCCUUUUAUAUUAGUCUUCUUCGGAUUGGCCUAUGUUGUGUAUCGCCACCAGAUCAUAAAUGUGUACAAUCAAGAAUAUGAGAGUGCUGCAGCUUUCUGGCCGGAUGUUCAUGGGCGCAUUAUAGUUGCAUUGAUCGUUUCACAACUGCUUCUAAUGGGGUUAUUAAGUACAAAGGAAGCUGCUCAAUCGACUCCUCUUCUGAUUACCCUCCCAGUGUUAACCAUAUGGUUCCACCUGUUCUGCAAAGGUCGCUAUGAGCCCGCUUUCCUAAGAUACCCAUUGCAGGAAGCAAUGAUGAAAGAUACACUGGAGAAGGCAAGGGAGCCGAACUUGAACUUGAAGGGUUUCCUACAAACUGCUUAUGUUCAUCCGGUUUUCAAAGGCGGAGAUGACAGCGACAGCGAUUCAGCAACUGACGAGAUUGCCGAGGAACCCGCGCUCGUCCCAACAAAACGGCACUCUCGACGGAGUACGCCUUUGCCUAGCAAACAUAGCGGCUCAUUAUCAUAGGUUGCUUUCCCCUGAUGCCUCCUGUGAGUUCUGGUUGUACAUUGAGGUGGUCAUGAAGGUUUCGGAGUUAACGGUCGGAUAUGUGAAUAUUAUAGAACAGGUGCAGAUUAGGUACAUAAGGUAGAUAAGCAAAAUGAGGAGAAGCGAAAGGUAUGGCCAGAGGUGAUCCAUUAGUUAUUAGAUCAAAAGUUCAUUCACAGA
Molecule: messenger RNA, 2776 nt
Organism: Syzygium oleosum
Lineage: Eukaryota; Viridiplantae; Streptophyta; Magnoliopsida; Myrtales; Myrtaceae
Product: CSC1-like protein At3g21620
Exons: 12
Coding region: 305-2575 (756 amino acids)
Cellular component (GO): plasma membrane
Molecular function (GO): calcium-activated cation channel activity
Source: RefSeq, a predicted model, not a curated record